CUGGGCUGACGACACCUGCCCGCCUCCGUCGCAUCCACGCACAACGGAAGACUCCCCCACCUCACAGCCACGGCGACACGCUAGCCUCGGAAAGGCGGACACGUAAGGUCCAUUUUCGGGGUUGAGGGAUUUUCUUUUGUCCUCUCGGUCCCGGAGGAUCCACCGGAUUGAUGGCGAAUAUGGACGGACUCGUCGAACCACCGUUCCGCACGACGAAUACUCAUCUUCUUCGGCAAAUGAGGUUAAACUAAUCAGCAAACAAAUGGUAGUACAACAAAUAUCCAGUUCGCCAAAGUGACAUUUCAAUAACAAGCGCAUACACACACACGCACACACACACACACACAGUCAAGUGAUGGCUGUGGAGAACUCUGUCCUGACCCCGCGUCCGGACUCACUCUCACUGCCGGUGGACCAUAAGCCGGAAGGGGGGCAGGAGGUGGUCACAGAGGCCCCGAUGACCCCUGCGGACAGCCGUGGUGUCUUCAACGUGUCCGAGGAGCUGGGUCACGUGGUCACCACCGAAGCGGUCAAGGUGAACCGGUCGUUCCAAUCAAAGAUGGCCGAGCGGGAGGCCACAGUCAAUCAGACCAGGAAGAAAAUCCAAGGGCCAGAGAAGGAGAGAGGGCGAUUCGGAUGGGUUCGCACUCGCCGCAAGAGACAGCGCUACGUGGAGAAGAACGGCCGCUGCAACGUGCAGCACGGCAACAUGCGGGAGACGUACCGCUAUCUGACCGAUAUUUUCACCACUCUGGUGGACCUCAACUGGCGCUGCUCACUUUUCGUCUUUGUCAUGGCGUACGCCGUCACGUGGCUCUUCUUCGGCGCCAUCUGGUACCUCAUCGCCUAUUGCAGGGGCGAUCUGGACCACCUUGAGGACGAGACGUGGACACCGUGCGUCAACAAUGUCAAUGGCUUCAUUUCAGCUUUCCUCUUCUCCAUCGAGACGGAGACCACCAUUGGCUACGGCCACCGCGUCAUCACUGACCAGUGUCCCGUCGGCACCAUGCUGCUGUUGCUGCAGGCCAUUCUGGGAUCAAUGGUCAACGCUUUUAUGGUGGGCUGCAUGUUCGUGAAGAUCUCACAGCCCAACAAGCGGGCCGAGACGCUGGUGUUUUCCAAGAAUGCCGUCAUUUCUCUGCGGGACGACCAGCUGUGCCUGAUGUUCCGGGUGGGCGACCUGCGCAGCUCACACAUUGUAGGCGCCAACAUGCGGGCCAAGCUCAUCAAAUCCAAGCAGACGCAGGAAGGCGAGUUCAUCCCCUUGGACCAAACAGACAUAAGCGUGGGCUUCGAGACAGGCGAUGACCGCCUCUUCCUGGUGUCGCCGCUGGUAAUCUCACAUGAGAUCGACGCCCGCUCUCCUUUCUGGGACAUGUCGCAUGCGCAGCUGGAGAAGGAGGACUUUGAGAUUGUGGUUAUCCUGGAAGGAAUGGUGGAGGCAACAGGCAUGACCUGCCAAGCCCGGAGCUCCUACUUGGCUGAGGAGGUGCAAUGGGGGCACCGCUUCAGUCCCAUGAUGUCGCUGGCUGAAGGCUUCUUCGAUAUUGACUACGGUGCUUUCCAUCACACCUUUGAGGUGGACACACCCUCCUGUUCGGCACGAGAGCUGUCAUUGGCUGCCGCUAGGCUCGACGCUCACCUCUACUGGUCCAUCUCUAGCCGGCUAGAUGAGGAGCCCACCCUCGCCCAGCAGGCCGCCAAGGAGCCGCAGGCGGCGCCGCCCGACAGCGCCAAAGACGAGGCACCCACCUUCAUCGUCGGCGAGAUGACCGACAACAGCGUUCCACCGCCGGCGCUCGGCGAGCCAAACGGCAGCAUCCAGUCAGCGUGCGAGGCUUAGAUGACAGAAUGUGCACAAAGACAUUCGGACGAUUUGCUUAGAUCUCCACAAGAAGACAUUUUCUUUCUUUUUGUCUUUCUAGAUAUCAUACAUGGACUUUCCUCUUUUUAAACCACCCUGACCUUUAUCACGGUUUCAAUGAGGCAGGAUAUUGUACAUUGGCAGAUUUGCUCACGUUUGAUUAGCCUGUAGAUAGUUUAGGAAGUGUUUGCACAUGUUAAAAAGAAUUGAACAUUAACGCCUAUGCUCUAGCAAGGGCACUUUUCUCUGUGUGAUGUCACACAGGCGAUGGUGGUACUUUUAUUAAUCAGGGGAAAACCAAAUAUGUAAUUAUGUUAAUUUGCAUUGCUCCGCUAGCAUUUUCCCAGGCUACUGGAGGGCGCUGUUUGUUUAAGAUAUUCCUAACACCGCGGGACAUCAGGUGAACACAUAAGGCUGUUUCUGGUGUCGUAUAUAAUGCAGAGAUAUUUUUUUUCUUUGGAGUCAGCCAUGGGCAUAUUCAGAUUCUUUUCAGGCAGGGGUGGGCAAUUAUUUUCCCGGGCGGGCCAAAUGAGAAGCAGAAAAUAUUGUGGAGGGCCGGGCCAAAAGUUAGAAAUAGAAAAUAAAGAAGAUAGCACAGCACAAGUCACACCCUGCUACCCGCUGCUGUCUAUAAAUGUGGUGCUUUUAAUUGAUGCUUUUAAUAACAACUGGAGUCUAUAUCAUAUACUAAUAUAUCACUUCGAAUAAAGUCUACUCCAGAGUAA
Messenger RNA from Hippocampus zosterae (dwarf seahorse), 2589 nucleotides. It is a transcript of the gene kcnj9, whose product is annotated as potassium inwardly rectifying channel subfamily J member 9. Gene Ontology annotation, biological process: potassium ion import across plasma membrane; regulation of monoatomic ion transmembrane transport. Bases 356 to 1843 code for a protein of 495 amino acids. Lineage: Eukaryota; Metazoa; Chordata; Actinopteri; Syngnathiformes; Syngnathidae. The record is from RefSeq and is a predicted model, not a curated record. Gene Ontology annotation, molecular function: inward rectifier potassium channel activity. Gene Ontology annotation, cellular component: plasma membrane. The transcript has 8 exons.